AUGCAUAAUACGCAGGAACGCUUGCCAUUCAGUACGGUCGAAGCUAUUUUAUUGUCCUUCUUGCGUCAUCCUCCAAUCACCGCCCAUCCGUUAAGUUUUAAAUUCUCGAUUUGUGCGAAAAUGACCCGAACAUUGCUUUCUCUCCUAAAAUUCAAUCGUUUACGAGCAAUUACCACUUCCCGCCAUCCAACUGACCAAGAUGAUAGUCCGUCUACUAAACGAAUUUGGUACAAAAGCCACUUGUCACUUUAUCUUUCUCAAUUUACAGUGCUUCAAUACUAA
Molecule: messenger RNA, 282 nt
Organism: Brugia pahangi
Lineage: Eukaryota; Metazoa; Nematoda; Chromadorea; Rhabditida; Onchocercidae
Source: the annotation of a GenBank genome assembly